Messenger RNA from Apis cerana (Asiatic honeybee), 4381 nucleotides. Its product is annotated as wee1-like protein kinase. Gene Ontology annotation, biological process: mitotic cell cycle; protein phosphorylation. Gene Ontology annotation, cellular component: nucleus; cytoplasm. The record is from RefSeq and is a predicted model, not a curated record. Lineage: Eukaryota; Metazoa; Arthropoda; Insecta; Hymenoptera; Apidae. Gene Ontology annotation, molecular function: ATP binding; non-membrane spanning protein tyrosine kinase activity; magnesium ion binding.
GCUACUAUGUAUUAACAUUGUGAAUAAUCACAACCAAUAGUAAAACGCGUUAUAUCAAAUUCAAUAGCUUCUCGUCCUCGAAGAAGCUUCCAAUUGGUUAGCUGUAAUUUCCCAAGUAACAUUGGGCCACCCGCCAUAACGAACAUAGCGUGUAUUAUUAGUGUAUACGAGGUGAUUAUAUACAAGGAAACGUAUGGUGACAAUUUGAAAACAUGGAAGUUGCACAAAAGUUGCAUUUCGACGCAUGCGAUAUUCAGGACGAGGAGCUAAACAUUAGCUGUCGUACAAAUAGCUCCGGUUGUGAUGUUGACGAUAUUUUAGAUUCUUCAGCAGAAGAUCUUGGAUGUUCACCCCCACUUCAACCAAGAAAAUUAUCAUUUAGUAAUACAAUGGACUGUAGUGACAGUGAAAAUAAUCAAUCUGUGCCAAUUAAUAACAAUAAGACGCCAAUCAGUAACAUGACAGGUACAUCAAGAAUUAGAAUUCCACCUCGUGAAAAUAUAUGUUCUCAAAAAAUAUCAAUGGCAUGUAGUCCACCAUAUAAACGUGUUAGAGCUUUACGUUUAUUUGAUUCUCCUGCUACUCCAAAGACAUUAAUGGAAAAGAGUGCAAUGCAUACUCCAUUUCCAUCUAAAUGUACCAGAUUAUUUUCAUUAGACAAAUCUAGAUCAUGUAAUUAUCAAAAUAAAUCUGACAAACCUACUGCUAAUGUAAAUCCUUUUACACCAAAUGGAAUGUUGUUAACUGCAAGAAAACGCACUAGAUCUAAACGUAGUCUUAAUGGAUCUCCAGAUAUUCAAAUACCAAAAUUCGAUCUCGCCGAUUCCGAAGAUUCUGAUAACGAAAUAGAACAAGCUACAAAACGUGUUGCAUUGCAAGAUUCGAAUAUUUUACGAUAUCAUCAAGAGUUCCAUGAACUUGGUUUAAUUGGAACAGGUGAAUUUGGUUCAGUUUAUAAAUGUAUUAACCGAUUAGAUGGAUGCACUUAUGCUAUUAAAAAAAGUAUUAAACCAGUUGCUGGAAGUAUUAAUGAAAAAAAUGCCUUAAAUGAAGUAUAUGCACAUGCUGUACUUGGUAAACAUCAACACGUUGUGAGAUAUUAUUCUGCAUGGGCAGAAGAUAAUCAUAUGAUAAUUCAAAAUGAAUAUUGUAAUGGCGGCAGUUUAGCAGAUGCAAUUAUCAACUUAGAAAAGGAAAAAAAACAUUUCACUGAAGCAGAAAUGCGACAAUUGUUGUUACAUGUUGCUGAAGGUUUAAGAUAUAUUCACAGUAUGCAAUUAGUACACAUGGAUAUUAAACCUGGAAACAUAUUUAUUUCCAAAGAAAAGAGGUUACUCGCAGUUAAUUAUGAUUCAGCUGAUGAUGGUUUCGACGAAGAGGAAACUAUCGAAGAAGAAAUUACUUAUAAAAUAGGAGAUUUGGGUCAUGUUACGUCUGUUAAUAAUCCUCAAGUUGAAGAAGGAGAUUGUAGAUAUUUGCCAACAGAAAUUUUACGCGAAGACUUUAGUCAUUUACCAAAAGCUGAUAUUUUUGCUUUUGGAUUAACUGUUUAUGAAGCAGGUGGUGGAGGUCCACUACCUAAAAAUGGACCAGAAUGGCAUGAUAUUAGAAAUGGAAAUUUAAAGGAAUUAUCCCAUUAUAGUCGUGAUCUUAAUGAAUUACUUAAAUUAAUGAUUCAUCCAAAUCCUGAAAUGAGACCAUCAGCAAUUUGUCUUAUACAGCACAGAGUAUUGUGCCCAUUUGGAAAUAAAACAAAAGCACAACUUCGACGGGAACUGAAUGCAGAAAAAUUAAAAAAUGAAAUUUUGUCAAAGCAACUGCAAGAAGCGGCUAAAUGUCUAAAAACUAUUGCUCCAAAUGUAGCGGCUAUUAAUAAUACAAUGAAUGCAGGAGGCUACAAACUAAGACCUACACCAACUAGAACAUCGUCUCGAGCAGUGGGUAAAAAGGUCAAUAGAAGCAAUAGCACUACAAACUUUUGAAUGUUCUAUGUUAUAUUUAUGUCAGACUAAAUGAGAAGGGGAAAAGGUGCUUAAGAAAAAAAGAAAUUUUUUUAAGUGCCUUGAGAUAUUGUGAUAUAAAGUAACUCUAAUUUAGAAGUAAAACUAUAAUUAAUUUGAUAGCAAGAAAAUAUGAUAUAUACAGAGUGAAAUUGUAAAAUAAUCAUGGGUAUAUCUUUGCAACGUGUGAUGGAGAUAUUACAUUAAUAAUAUAAGCUGAAUUAACCUAUGAAAAUUACAAAUAAAUAACUUUCAUAUUUUAUAUUUCAUUAGAUGGAUAAUACAGUAGUUUAAUACUAUUUUCUUAUGUAUAUUAUGUUUGAUCUUUUUUUUUUUAUAUAAAAUAAAAAUAAGUACAUAAAUUUUGAAAAAUUUAAUGAUUAUUUCUAUUGUUCAUUGGUCUAUUUAUCUUAUAAAGUAUAAAAACUGUAAAAAAAUCUAUUUCUUUAUAAAAUGAGAAUAAUUUUAUUAAAUAUUUUCUUAUGUGCAUUUAAUGUUACAAGUAUUUACUUAUGUACUUUGUGUAAUUACAAUAUACAAUUAUUUUACAAUAUUACAAUAUUUUUUAAUGUAAAAUUAGUAUCAUAAAAAGAAUAUUGACGGAAAUGAAAUAAUGUUUUUAAUAUCACUUAUUACCUAACAUUUUGACAUAUCAUCGUGUGAUAUUUUCGUUCUUCCCGUUUUUAUUUAAGAAUUACUGUAGUAUAUAAAAUAAAAUACUAACAGUAAACUGUGACAAAUUGUUUAUUACAAAUACAUUGUAUUUUUAUAUAUAGAUAUUUACAUAUAAUAAUAGUUCAGUGUCGUGUAUUGUUUAGUGUUUAAGUAUUAAAUAAUCUCUGUAUUAUCCAUCGUUAAUUUUCAAAUUUUUAUAAAAAUUCAGAUAAUUUUUUCUUUCUGUAAUUUUCAUAGUUAUCAGAUAAAAGACUGUUACUUUAAAUGUAUCAUAUUAAAUAAUUUUUAUAUUUUGCUAGAUUCAAUAUUUUUUAUAAUUUUGUAUACAUACAUGUCUUUUUAAAUUAAUAAUGAACAAAUAACAAAUAAUACCUACAUACAUAUUGUGUUUAUCAUGUUUAAGAAGAUAGAAAAAUUUUUGAUAAUGACUAAAUAGAAAUUGACAAUUAACAUAGAACUUUAUUUAAAUAUAAUUCCUAAACCUGAAAUUUACAAUUUCACUCUGUGUAUUCUUUAUAUAAGGAAAUAAUUCUUAAAAUUACAAACAGUUAUAGAGAAAAUCUUUGAACGUAAAAUGUUUUAAGUUUAAAUUAUUUUUAUAAUAUUUUUUUAUAGUCAUAUUAUCUUUGGCAUGCUCUAGAAUUCAUAUUAUACAAGUUUUCUUUGUGUUUCUAAUAUAUGUAUAUAUGAUAUAUAUAAUAUAUAUAUAUAUAUAUUGGAUAAAUAUUGAUAUAUAAUAAUCCAUGUUUCUAAUAUAGGUGGUACUAUUGAUUAGAUAUUUCUUAUUCUAUUUACUAAUACAAAAAUUCAAAAAAAAAAAAAAAAUAUAUUCAUUUCAAAUGUGUGUCAAAUUUAAAGUAUUACAAAUUUUGCUAUAUUAGACAGAUUGACUAAUGAUCUUUUUUACUUCAUUUUUUGUUUUGUAAUACAUUGUGUUUCUUGAUCAGAAAUGACAAAAACUAAUGGUUUAUCAUAAUAUAGUGAAUUCAAAGUCCUGUAUCAUAUAAAUACAUCCAAUGAAUAUCUUUUGUUCCUCAAAAUAACAUUGAAUAGAUGAAUCUUAUGUAUAAUUAUUUGGCUUUUAGUUAAUAAACAAAUCAAAGCCUUUGUAUCUUGAUUUAGUAUUUUUGUAUCUGAGCAUGCUAAUAUGUGAUCUUUUAUAUAUUUGCGUUACUGGAGCAUUUCAAUAUUUAUAUUUAGAAAAAAAAAAUAUAACGUGUAAUGCUUUGCAUUACCAUUUAUAAAAUGAUUUCGAUUGGAGUUUUUAAUAUCAUGAGAUUUUUUGUUGUAGUUUGCGUUACAAACUAUUUAUGUCUUUUAUUUUCAGUAUAAAUUCAAUUCUUAAAAAUAAGAUCAACUAAAAAAUUUUCUGUUACACUAUCAAAGUUUUAAAAGUAAUGCGAUUAAAUAUUAAUUUUCGUGAGCGUAUAACCUCGUUUACAAAGCAAUGUUAUGUAUGUAGUUAUAGACCGUGCUAUGUAUAAAAGUUACGAAGUUUUGUAAGAAAAAAAUGUGAAUAAUCGAUAAAGGAGCUCUUAAGCUUCAAACUGUGUGCCAAGAAGGGUGGACCCCUACUUAUGGCAGUAAAGGUAUUGUGGUAAUAUGCCAUGUUUACAUAUACUGUUGUUUCAUUAAUCUUAUUAUUAUUAUUAAUAUUAUUAUUGUAUUAUUAUUAAUAUUAUUAUAAUAAAUAAUUAACAAAUAGA